AUGGCUGGAAGAAAUGAUGUUGCGAUUGCUGCUGCUUUGGAAGCAAUGGCUCAAGCUUUGAAACAUCAUCCAAAUGUUGGUGAGAAAGCUGCGUCUCGCAAUUUGGAUACCUUCCAAAGGGAGAAUCCACCUAUUUUCAAGGGCACUCAUGAUCCUGAUGGCGCAUUGACAUGGCUAAAGGAGAUUGAUAAAAUCUUCCGUGUGAUGGAUUGUACUCUAGAUCAAAAGGUUCGGGAGUUCUUGAGGAAGUAUUUUCCGGAGGAUGUACGUGGCAAGAAGGAAAUCGAACUCCUUGAGUUGAGACAAGGGAAUAAGUCGGUGGUUGAGUAUGCUGCUAAGUUUGGCGAAUUGGCUAAGUUCUACCAGCACUAUGGUGGACCAACUGGUGAAUUUUCGAAGUGCAUCAAGUUUGAGAACGGGUUGCUUCCAGAAAUUAAGAAGGCGAUUAGCUAUCAGAAGAUUCGUGUCUUUGUUGACUUGGUUGAUAGUUGUCGGAUCUAUGAGGAGGACAACAAUGCUCAUUAUCGGGUUAUUAGUGAGAAGCGAGGCCAUAGUCAACAAGGCCGUCGCAAGCCUUAUGAUGCUCCAGUUGGCAAGGGUAAGCAGAAAGCUAUUGAGGGCAAGAGAACUAGUGGGGGAGAUGCUCCUGUUGGUUUUGUGUGCUUCAAAUAUGGCAAGGCUGGCCAUAAGAGUAAUGUGUGUACUGUUGAAGCGAGAAAGUGUUUCCGUUGUGGAAAGUUUGGACAAGCGUCGUCUGAUUGCACACAUAAGGAGAUAGUUUGUUUCAACUGUGGUGAAGAGGGCCACAUUGGAAGUAAAUGUCAGAAACCCAAGAAGGAGCAAGCUAGUGGGAAGGUGUUCGCCUUGUCGGGAACUUAG
This is a messenger RNA of Vicia villosa (hairy vetch), 879 nucleotides long. RefSeq lists its product as uncharacterized. Gene Ontology annotation, molecular function: single-stranded RNA binding; zinc ion binding; mRNA binding. Gene Ontology annotation, cellular component: cytoplasm. The coding region runs from base 1 to 879 and encodes 292 amino acids. NCBI's taxonomy places the organism in Eukaryota, Viridiplantae, Streptophyta, Magnoliopsida, Fabales, Fabaceae. The record is from RefSeq and is a predicted model, not a curated record. Gene Ontology annotation, biological process: positive regulation of cytoplasmic translation. The transcript is spliced from 2 exons.